UUGUAAAUUUUAUGAAAUAUUGUAGUGAGCAAAUCAUGUAUGCACUUCUGGAAAUCAGCCUUUAAAAUCUCUGGUUCAAAUUUUGGUGAUACACUGAUACUUGUGAAGUGCUUGAUUUGAUGCUUAUUUAGUCGGAGAGUCGAGUGCUCCAUGUAUCGACGGCGAUUCAUUCUAGGGUUCCGUCGGGUUUUUGACUUUCUGCAAUGGGAGCAUUAACGAUCAAUCGGAAACGCGGCGAGGAUUAUUUCGCAGUGAAUUACAGAACUCCGGUGCCCAAUUUCGAUCGCGUUUCGAAAAAGCCCAGGCUUUCGCCUUCCGUCGUACGACAAGUUCCUGAUUUGGGCCGACCCGUCUCGGCGAAGUCCAUAGUUUCGAGGCUUUUCCGUUACCCGGAAGUGGUUGCGCCUAUAAAAAGAGAAGUUCACGCUCCUUGCAGACAGAGCAGAUUCGGGUUUUCUGCGAAUUCGAGGAAUUCGUCGAGCAGCGGUGAUUUUAGAGAGAAGUCGGGUAGUGAAAUGGGGAAUAUCUUCGGUAGGCCGAGCAAGAAGGAGAAACCGAGGGGAGUUGAGAGCUCGAGGUUUGGGAAGGAGGUGAUUGAGAUUGAUUGCGAUACUAGGAAAGGGGAUGCUUCUGAUGAUUCGACUGUCGAGGAGAUUGAGGUGGUGGAGAAGGCGAGAAGAGUAUCUCCUCCAAAGGAUGGCCAUGGCGAUGUUGAAAUGUUAGACAAUUUCGAAAAGAAUGAUGUUGGGAGGAAAUUUCAGCCUACACGUUCUUCAGGGUUUGCAGAGUUGAAUGAUGCAGUUAUGAAGGUGGAGACUCCAGUUAAGACACUUGAUUUGGCACCAACCGGCGACGAAUUUGAUAACUUGGGCCUCCCUUUCUACAAGAAGUUGCUUAAUAGUGUCCAUAAGAAACACACAGAUGAUAAUUUCAAACGGCUAAAUUUUCAGAUAGAUUAUCAUGAGAGACGUCGCAAAACAUAUCAGUUGUUGCGGCCACAGAAGAAAUCUGAGGAGUUGAUUGAGGAUGUGAUUCCGGAACCUUUUGUCCCCAAGGAACCUUUUAUCCCACUUACUGAGAAGGAAGAGGCUGAAGUGGCUAGUGCCUUUUCUCAUUCAAAUCGGGGGAGAGUUUUGGUAACUCAUAAGAACUCUAAUAUUGAUAUUACUGGAAAGGUGUUGCAGUGUUUGGGACCAGGGAAAUGGCUCAAUGAUGAGGUUAUUAAUGUGUAUCUAGAGUUGUUAAAAGAGAGAGAGAAAAGGGAACCCCAAAAGUUCCUGAAGUGUCAUUUCUUUAACACAUUCUUCUACAAGAAGUUAAAUGGGAGUACUGGCUACAAUUAUCAAUCUGUGCGAAGAUGGACUUCUCACCGGAAAUUAGGAUACUGCCUAUUUGAAUGUGACAAAAUUUUUGUCCCCAUUCACAAAGAAAUACAUUGGUGUUUAGCUGUCAUUAACAAGAAGGAUGAAAAGUUCCAGUAUCUUGAUUCUCUAAGGGGAAGAGAUUCUAAAGUUCUGAAAGUAUUGGCUAGGUACUAUGCUGAUGAAGUGAAGGACAAGAGUGGUGAAGUCAUUGAUGUUAGUUCAUGGGAACAAGAAUUUGUUGAAGACCUUCCUGAGCAAGAAAAUGGGUUUGACUGUGGAGUGUUCAUGAUUAAGUAUGCUGAUUUCUACAGCAGAAAUAUUGGGCUCUGUUUUAACCAGGAACACAUGCAGUAUUUUCGGUUGAGGACUGCAAAGGAGAUUUUGAGGUUGAAAGCAGAGUGAUCAAGCUUGAAGAUGCUCUCCCGCGUUCUAAUUACCGAUAAUGAAUCUUACAAAACAAUCAGUGGAUAAUUGAUUAGUGUGCAGAUAUGAUAUGGUGUUUCUUCUCUCCAUUCAAAAUUCCGUUACGUACUAUAAUAGCUCUAGCCAGUGGAUGCCAGUUUUGCAGUUACUUUUGAUUGAGUGAGGUGUAUUGUUUUGUUUGUAAAAACCUGGUAAGCCAUGGUUUGUAGGGGGGCCUUUGCCUUGUACAUGAAUUUCUAGGGAUCCUAUCCUAGUGUUGAUGGUUAGCUUUUUCUUCCUACAGAAUUUUGCCUCUAUUUAGGCACAAGUCUAUAUGCCUUGUGAAGAUUAAAUCUGAUUGCUGCUUUGUCCUUAGUUUUCUGAGUAAAUGAGGAUUGUUUCUUGUAAA
This is a messenger RNA of Ipomoea triloba (trilobed morning glory), 2175 nucleotides long. Its product is annotated as ubiquitin-like-specific protease ESD4. The record is from RefSeq and is a predicted model, not a curated record. The transcript has 9 exons. Gene Ontology annotation, biological process: protein desumoylation. The coding region runs from base 204 to 1766 and encodes 520 amino acids. Gene Ontology annotation, molecular function: deSUMOylase activity. NCBI's taxonomy places the organism in Eukaryota, Viridiplantae, Streptophyta, Magnoliopsida, Solanales, Convolvulaceae. Gene Ontology annotation, cellular component: nucleus.